Molecule: messenger RNA, 625 nt
Organism: Corapipo altera (White-ruffed manakin)
Lineage: Eukaryota; Metazoa; Chordata; Aves; Passeriformes; Pipridae
Product: avidin-like
Exons: 4
Coding region: 88-537 (149 amino acids)
Molecular function (GO): biotin binding
Source: RefSeq, a predicted model, not a curated record
CAAUAAAAAGGAGAAGGAGCAGGAGCACUGGCAGAGUCCUGCAAGGAGCACAUCCCCAGCUACAUCAGCUGUCUGCCUGCUGCAGAAAUGGUACAAGCAACUGUCUUCCUCCUGGUGCUCGGCCUGGCCCUGGGGGCUCACAGCCUCUCUCCAAAAAAGUGCAACCUGAUCGGGCACUGGGUCAAUGACCUGGGCUCCACCAUGACCAUCUCGGCUGUGAAUAGAGACGGUGUCUUCUCUGGCUCCUACCUCACGGCUGUGACAGCCACCACAAAUGAGAUCAAAGUGUCACCACUGCAAGGAACUCUGCAACGCAAAAACCAGAAGGGCCAGCCCACCUUUGGCUUCACUGUCAACUGGACCUUUUCAGACUCCAUCACUGUUUUCACGGGACAAUGUUUCGUGGACAAGGAUGGAAAUGAGACUUUGAAGACCAUGUGGCUUCUGCGGUCACGCGUGGACAACAUUGAAAAUGACUGGAAAGCCACCAUGGUCGGCACCAACAUCUUCACCCGUGUGCAGUCACAGAAGGAGUGAGAAGGGCAGCAGGGGUGUUCCCAGGCCGGCAGCAACACUGCGGGGGAAGCCCAAACUCCUACCUCACCACUUUUUUCUCCCAAUAAAG